This is a messenger RNA of Penicillium antarcticum, 1416 nucleotides long. Its product is annotated as D-arabinose 1-dehydrogenase (NAD(P)(+)) ARA2. The coding region runs from base 1 to 1416 and encodes 471 amino acids. Gene Ontology annotation, molecular function: D-arabinose 1-dehydrogenase [NAD(P)+] activity. The transcript has a single exon. Lineage: Eukaryota; Fungi; Ascomycota; Eurotiomycetes; Eurotiales; Aspergillaceae. Gene Ontology annotation, cellular component: cytosol. The record is from RefSeq and is a predicted model, not a curated record. Gene Ontology annotation, biological process: dehydro-D-arabinono-1,4-lactone biosynthetic process.
AUGCGUCCAUCCACCCCGCUGUCGGCGGAUCUCCCGCCGCUGAUAAUGGGAACAGCAACUUUCAACUCCCAAUACAACGCCGACCCCUACGCCCUCCCCACAACAGAACUAGUCCAGCGUGCACUAAGCAGCGGCGUCCGCGCCUUUGAUACAUCACCCUACUACGGCCCCGCGGAGGAACUUGUCGGCCGCGCCCUCGCAACAGAAACAGUCCAAACCAACUUCCCACGCCAGACAUACAAACUCCUCACAAAGGUCGGCCGCGUUGCCGGCGCAUCUUUCGACUAUUCCCCGCCCUGGAUUAGACACAGUGUGCGACGGAGUUUGCGUCGGUUGCACACAGACUACCUCGACGUCGUAUACUGCCACGACGUGGAAUUCGUCCCACCCGUCGAAGUCUUAACCGCCGUACAAGAGUUGCGCCGUCUCCGCGAUGAAGAGGGUGUACUUCAUUACGUUGGUAUCUCUGGCUACCCAGUUGACACACUGAGUGAACUGGCAGAGAUGAUUCUCCGGGAGACGGGCGAACCAUUGGAUAUCGUGAUGUCGUAUGCCAAUUUCACGCUACAGAAUACGAGGUUGCACUCUCGCGCUUUGCCUCGGCUUCUAGCUGCAGGCGUUGAUGUUGUCCCCAAUGCCUCGCCGCUGGGAAUGGGUCUGCUCCGUCGUGAUGGUGUGCCGAUUGGUUCAAUGGGUGAUUUCCAUCCCGCUCCAAAUGGCUUGCGCAGUGCUAUUCACCAUGCUGCGGAAUGCGCAUCAAGUCACAACGAGAAACUAGAAGUCGUUGCUAUUCGUUUCGCGCUUGAAUCAUGGCUUCGUGUUGGUGCGCGGGCUGGCGGUCUGGGUGCACCACUUGCGCGGGCAGCAGAUGCUGAUCCUGGUUUCUUGUCGGUGGCUAAUAUCGGCACUGGAAAGAGGCUAGGUGUGAGUGUUAUGGGCGUCAGCAAUAUCGCCGAAUUGGAUGAGACUUUGCGCGUGUGGCAUAGUAUUGUUGAUGGAUUGGAGAAUUGGACUGAGGAUGAUGAUAACUCGUAUUUCAAUACGGAGUUGAAAUCUACUGGUCCUUCUACUCCUAGUCUGAAUGUCCCCACUGCUAUACCCACCGCCGCCAAUUCUAGCAUUCUUACGCCGCAGGAGGGUCUCAUCACUGACCGGGCCUGGUCUCAUGCUCGUGGCGCUCAUAUCUUGCAACUUGCUCGGGAGAUUCGGGAUGUGCUGGGCACCGAGUGGGUCGAUUAUGUCUGGGAUAGUCCUUCGCCAGACUUUGUGAAUUCAGUGUCUGAUGAGCACAUUGCUCUUGUACAGCAGAUUGUGGAGGAAGAAAGGACAGGGAAGACGGAUAUACCCACCUCUGAUGGAGCUGAUAGGGAUCCUAUGCUGACCCCACCGCUAGAGGCGGAUAAGCAGCUUGCAUAG